This is a messenger RNA of Syngnathus acus (greater pipefish), 2004 nucleotides long. RefSeq names its product retinaldehyde binding protein 1b (gene rlbp1b). Gene Ontology annotation, molecular function: phosphatidylinositol bisphosphate binding. The transcript has 8 exons. Lineage: Eukaryota; Metazoa; Chordata; Actinopteri; Syngnathiformes; Syngnathidae. Gene Ontology annotation, cellular component: membrane. Bases 572 to 1495 code for a protein of 307 amino acids. The record is from RefSeq and is a predicted model, not a curated record.
AUAAAAAUUUUUUUUUUAUCCACCUGAAAAUUCCUUUCAAAGGGGUUCAUUAAAACACAAGUAUAACAUUACCAAAAUUAUUGAAUGUCUUCUUUCACAAAUAGGACUUUCUUGAUGACAGAGUAUCUGUGGCUGGUAUCGGCAUCCUCUGCGAGUACCGAUACCUUCGAAUGGGUUUCUCGUCCCAAUCGGUAAGACAAGUCUUCACUUUCAUGAAAAUUCAAAGCCACUUUGAGUCUUGCCUUAUGAAACGUUCAGCAGCCCAGAACACGUUGUAGAAGCUCAGAGUCACAAAGGGCACUUUACGCAAGUCUUGGAGGAAUGCAAUCAAAUCCCAAACAUCCCUCCCUCGACCACUCCAAGACUAUCCCCAACAUUACAUCACGCUCCACCACUGUGCAGGCUGGAUGGGGGAAGAAAAAAAACGUGUCGUGCUGUAAUCUGCAGUGACGCCACUAAUCCCCACGCUACAAAAGUCACAGCUCGUUGCCCCCGUCCUGCACACGGACGCCUGACGCUUCACUUUCGCCUCGAAACAGACUGACGAUCCAAAGUGUGACGCUCAGCGGACAUGGCUGUUGUUAGUGGAACUUACCGCAUGGUGUCCGAGGAGGAGCAGGCUCUCCGGGCCAAGCUGGAGCGCCUCACCGUCAAGGACCACGGGCCGGUCUUUGGACCUUGCCCCAGUGUGCCGGACCACACCCGGCAGAAGGCCAAAGACGAGUUGCAAGAGACGGACGACAAGCGCGUGUCUGCGGUCAAGGAGUUGCGGGGGAUGAUCAAGGAGAAGGCCGACGCGGGAGACGAGCUAGCCAAGGGCGUGCAGGACACUUUUGGGGAGAAGCCCGACAGCCUGCUGGUUCGCUUCAUCCGGGCCAGGAAAUACGACGUUCCCAGAUCCUUUGAGCUCAUGAAGGGUUACGUGCGCUUCAGGAAGGAGUACCCCGAGCUGUUUGAGAACCUGACGCCCGAGGCGGUACGCAGUACCAUCGAGGCGGGCUACCCGGGCAUCCUCCAGAGCCGAGACAAGUACGGCCGCGUGGUUCUGCUUUUCAACAUCGAGAACUGGGACUACGAGGAGAUCACCUUCGACGAGAUCCUGCGGGCCUACUGCGUGAUCCUGGAGAAGCUUCUGGAGAACGAGGAGACCCAGAUCAACGGCUUCUGCAUCAUCGAGAACUUUAAAGGCUUCACCAUGCAGCAGGCGUCGGGCAUCAAGCCCACCGAGCUCAAGAAGAUGGUGGACAUGUUGCAGGACUCGUUCCCAGCUCGUUUCAAAGCCGUGCACUUCAUCCACCAGCCGUGGUACUUCACCACCACCUACAACGUGGUCAAGCCCCUCAUGAAGAGCAAGCUACUGGAGAGGGUGUUUGUGCACGGAGAUGAGCUGGAAAACUACUACAAGGAGUUUGACGCCGACAUCCUCCCCGCCGAGUUUGACGGGAAAGCGGCCAAGUACGACGGCAAAGCCACGGCGGCCAAGUUGUUUGACUAAAAGCCAGAGCCUCGUUUACAUGCCAAUGAAUGCUGAGAUGCUAAUGUCGCCUUUGUGUUGUUGUUUUUGGGGGGGUCCAGAUAAAGCCCACAAAAUGCUUGUUUCAAACCAAAAUGGCCGACUUUUCAAUUUGGGUCAUGAGUCCUUGAGUAUUUGUUGUGCAUCCAAUCAACUCAAUUUUGUGUCGAUUGGGACAAAAUGGUGUCAGGUCAGGUCUUUCCUCCCCAAAUGCUGCAGAGGGCGCUAUUGAGUCAAAGUACCAUUCAUGAUUUAUAUCUUGGAAGUCUGUGUUAUACUACUCAACUGCAGAUUGGGAAGGUCCUUGUUACUUGUUGGGCUUUAUUGGGACCCCGGUGAGCCUCCAAACAAAUUAUUUUAAAAACAGUCUGUCCCCCAUCAGUCCUUGUCCUCUUUGUGCCUAAUGUUCUCCAUUGAAAUGUUACCCAUUGUGCUACCUGUUGUACCAACACUGUCAAUUGAUUGUACAAUAAAGUGUAUAUACACGUGAA